Messenger RNA from Aegilops tauschii subsp. strangulata, 984 nucleotides. Lineage: Eukaryota; Viridiplantae; Streptophyta; Magnoliopsida; Poales; Poaceae. The record is from RefSeq and is a predicted model, not a curated record.
AUGGAGUCCAACCGGCGCUUCCUCCGGCAAGAACAGGCGGAAACCAACACACUCUUCGACAAGGUCGAAGCGAAGAUGGAGGUAGAGGCAGAGGAGGAGCCAGAGUUGCAUCUGCGCCCAUUACCCACCGACACUCCCCCCCAUGAAAUAUCCCCCCUCUCCCCCGAUUGGAUCGGGAUCGAGGAGGAGGCCAUCGCCGUCGCGCUCGACACCGCCGCCGCCUGGACGUCGCCGGAGCACUUCCCCGCCGGCCCGCUUCCCCUCCUCCCCUGCGCCGGUCGUCCCCGUCGCUCCUCCCCGCGCUCACUGCCCAGACCCCGCCACCCCGCCCCCCGUGAGGACCCCCCUCCUUCUCCUCUUCCCCACGCCCCGCCGGUGCGUGCCCGCACGCGCCCGCCGUGGCCAUGUCCGGCCACUGCGCACGCCCCGCCACCGCACCUCCUCCCGCAGCUCCGCCCGGCCUCACCCCGUUCGGCCCCGUCGCGCACACCCGCACCUGGCCGCCAGCCCGCGCCCCCGCGGCCCCCUCCUUCGCUCUGGACGCCGAGGCCUGCGCCCGUCGUGGCCUCACCCCGGCCGCCCCCUGUCCCGUCGCUGCGGCCUCCUUCCCCCACCGUGGCUCGCACCUGCCAUAGCCGCCCGCACCUCCCGACCGCGGGCCGCGCGCGCCACAACCGCGCCGGCCGCGUCGUCGCUCCCCUUGGCUCGCAUCCCCCUGCGCGCUCGGGCUUCCCCGCUGCUCGCCUCGGGCCUCUGUCGCGGCACCUCCCCUGGUCGCCGCCCGGCUACCCUCCGCCCCGCCGCGUUUGCUCCGGCCGGCCAUGCCCGCCGGGCCGUGUCGACUCCGCCCACCGUUGCCACGGCUCGCCCCCACCGUGCCUCGCCGGCGCGCGCUGGUGCGUCCCCUCGCCCGUGGCCUCGGGCAUGGGCGCCCACGGCCACGCCCGUAACCCCGCGCGCCCGCUAAGGCCCCUGGCCCAAUGA